UGAAAAUCAGUCAAUUUGGCUUUCCAGUGUUAUUCAGCACUCAAAUAAGCAAAUAUUGGAUCCUUUCAGCCUCAGAAUCUCUGAUAUUAUUGUACUUUUGUCUUAUUCAUUAUAACAUUAAAAGACAUCGUUUUUAUUUGUAUAAGCUUCCUUAGAAUGGCUUUGAAUGUUCUGGGAAAUGAUGGUGCGCAAGAGAUUUCGCACGUUGAAGACGAUAAAAAUGGAGAGUCUAGACUGGUGGAUAUCGACGAUCGUGAAGAAUACUUUGUCAAACCCUUGUACACUUACUACUGCAACUGUGGACAAAUGGCUAUGAUUAGUGAUUGCCUUCUUAUUCGUAUGCCUCUUCGUAAACGCGAUGGUGCGCGUGUCAUUGAUCCUGAUAGAACAACGGCAAAGAUCUUCUCAAAUCCAGGCGAUACUGUUUAUGUGCAGAGGAAAGAAGGGCUCGAGCAACAAUAUCGUAAAAAAUGUAAAGGUUGCGGUGUUCCUUUGUUUUACCAGCAUCCAUCGAACUUGAAGCUCCUUUUUGUAUUUCGCGAAGCUUUGCUGUCGGCCCAGGAAGUGGGAGGCUUCAGCGGGGCGAAUGAAGAACAGAGGGCAAAAAAGAUUAUCAUGAAGAGAAAUGUGAAAAAUCAAGGUAAAAUGGGUUCGGUAACUGUAUCGACUAUGGAAGGCGAAGAGGAGGAUGAAAUUGAAGCGCGCGAAACAGCUGAAUCAUAUUCCAUGAAUGCCCGGAUAGUUCGUGAUGCUUUGAAGAGGAAAGGAAUGAUUAAAGACAAAUUACUGGGACGAGAAGUUUCGGAAGGUCCAGCGUCUAAGAAGAGAGGGACCCUGCUGUGAUAUAUGUAUUCAGAUCCAGAACUUGUUGUCAGUGUAUGAUUUAUGAUGUACAUACUUGUUAUAAAGUUCAAAAGUUGUAAAAUGUUAUCUGUUUGGGCACUUGGGACCCGCAUCGUGGGAGUUUUGAUUCAGUGAUCUCACAAAUUUGCUUGAUAAUUUCAAUAAAAUGUUGGAUU
Cylicocyclus nassatus is the source of this 1019-nucleotide messenger RNA. The record is from the annotation of a GenBank genome assembly. NCBI's taxonomy places the organism in Eukaryota, Metazoa, Nematoda, Chromadorea, Rhabditida, Strongylidae.